UAUUUCAGUAUUUGAGUAUUAAAUAUUAAGAUUUAUGAAAUAUGCAUAAUUUAAAUGCUUCACUUAUAAUUACGCUUAUAAAUUAAAUUAAUAUAUUCAUGCCAAAAUGGAAAUCGAUGACGAAGAUGUUGUCGUAGACGGCACAGAUUUACAAAAGUAUUUAAGCGCUGUUGGAUACUCAGAAUUUGAAGUUUCUGAACGAAAACGUGUCGAAAAAUGUUCUCCGAUUCAAGCACAAAAAUGUUCAAAGAAAAAAAUAAUACCUACCAAAAAUCAUAAGGACUUUGAAUUGUGUGUAACAUUAAUCAAGAUAAUCAUAGAGAGCCAACUUAUUUUCAAAGAAGAUACUUUAUUUAUUAAGGAAUUUAUGCCAUCAGAAAACUUUAAAUAUCCUUUAGUUCCUACAUUUCUUACAAAAAAGAAAAGUUUUACUCUUUUUAUAUUAUCCAUAUUCUGUGGUCUCAUGAAUAUGUUUUUUUCAAAAUACUGGGAUGUCUGGACAACAGUAGGCAUGUUAAUUUUUGGGUUUGGAUGUGUGUUCAUGGAUGUAUUAUAUAGCUCAAAACAAAGCAAAGCAAUAAAAAAUACUAUAAUGAAAACCAUUCAUUCUAUGGAAAAAUUAUCUCUGCUGAUACAAAAGUCUACUCAUUUUCUUCAAGAAUGUAACAAUCUUCAUGUUAGUUGUUGUGACACAUAUGCUGGUAAAAAUCCUAAUGCCUUCAAAUACUUAUUGAUGCCAGAAUUAAAAUCAUUACUUACAUCUGUGUUACAAGAUUUGAUCAACAAUCUUGGAUGUAAUAUAUCUGAAAUUCACUCAUUUUUCCCUCUAAAAGAUUCUGUUUCAAACAUAGUUUAUUUAUACCGCACAGAUCACAAAAUUGAUUUAAACAACACUUCUUUCGAAAAUAUAAAUAAAGCCAAGUAUACUUAUUUCCUAUUACAAUCAGAAUUCUUGAAACAGUCAGCAUUGUGUUUAUGCCCUGCAUUAUGGACUUCUAAUAGUUCUUUUCAUGUGAAUCGUCUAAUUGAAACUAUUGGUAAAAUUGAAAAAAUAUAUUCAAACUUAUAUGAUCUUUUAUACAAUGAAUAUAAUAUCUAUUCAAUGUUUAAAAAUACUACAAAACAUAGUAAUCAACCGGUUCAAGAUAAUAACACAAAUUCUGAUCUGAAGUUGAAACUAUAUAGUAUUCGACAUUUCUUGCAAAACAUGAUGGUUCAUGUAAGGUUCAUAGAAGACUCAACUGAAAACUCUUCAACAUACAGUAUUGAUGAUAUAAAUAAUACAUUAAAUGUUUUAGUAAAAGAAGCCAAUGUUUUUAAUGAACUUAUUUCUACUUUACAAAUUUAUAUUUUAAAAACAAAUAAUCAUCAUACAGAUAAAACUAUAUUAACUAACGACUCUAUUGGUGUGAUUGAUCAUAUAGAUACAAAGAUCGAUGAACCGAUUAAAGAAGUCUGUGAAGAUGAAUUAUUUUUUGGUGUAUCUGAAGAACCUACAGAAAAUAUGGAAAAUACAUUUUGUAAUGAAGAAGUAUUUGAUAAGUCUAACAAUCACAAUUUAAUGUUAGAAUUGAAAGUAGCACUUAAAGAUAAACAAGAAGAAUGGAAACAACGAGAAUGCAAGUUGUUAGAAAGACAUCCACAGUUAAAUGACUUUUCUGACGAUGAAGAAUUUAAUGAGAAACAUGUCCAGUAUAUAAAUAAAGUGCGUAAAGUAGCAGUAGACUUACCUUCUAAUGAAAGUUUUUCUAUGCGAUUGCCUGAUAAAAACUUUGCUAGUGAAAUUGCCAUGAUUGCUUGUAAACGGAAUAUAGCAAUAGAGAGUUUUGGAGAUGAUUCUGAUUCAUGUACAUCGAUGGACUCAAAUGAUUCUUAAAUUAUUUUUUUCCAACAAAUUAUCAAAUUAUUGAAUAUUGUUUUCAGUUUUAUUUAUAUGAUGUCAUUCUAUAGCUGUUGUUCCAAACAACUUUUAUAUACAAAAUGAUUUUGGCUUUCAUAUAAAAAUAUUUUUAUUCAAUUAAAGAUUCAAAUAGUCAAGUGACCAUUUAAGUUGGAGCUGAUUUAAAGAAUAAUAUGAUGUAGCAGUGUAUUGGUGGGCUUCCAAAAUGUUUAUAUGCUAUAAGGAUUUUUAUCUUCAACAAUCAUAUUAACAAAUAUAAAUAAGUUCAAUUGUUACAACUAACAUACUCAGCAAUUCUAUGUAAUAUUAUGAAUAAAGAUGUAAAAACAAAAUAUUCAGAUAUUACUUAAGAUUAUAAAU
Melanaphis sacchari is the source of this 2260-nucleotide messenger RNA. RefSeq lists its product as uncharacterized. The record is from RefSeq and is a predicted model, not a curated record. NCBI's taxonomy places the organism in Eukaryota, Metazoa, Arthropoda, Insecta, Hemiptera, Aphididae. The transcript has 9 exons. The coding region runs from base 107 to 1876 and encodes 589 amino acids.